UAGAGGCGCACACGUCUGGUUUCAUUCGAACAGCGAAUCUCUCAAGUGGAUGUGAAAAGGGAGGCUGGAUGAUGCCGUACUGGGGCGAAAUCCCGGUCCCAGCGGCGCCGCCCAGCCGUAGCUCCUUCGACUUGCUGCAGCGGGAGUUCCGCUCGGUGGAGAUGCAGGACCCCCCGCUGCACCAGCCGUCCGCCCAGCGCCCGCGUCCCACCACCAUGCUGGACGUCCCCUCCGAGCCCUGCAGUCUGACCAUACACACCGUGCAGCUGUGCCAGCACGUCCGCCGACUCCGGAGCCUUCUGGCCGCUGCCCAGGGCCAGCCGCCUGCGGAGGGCGCUGCCAGGCUUGAGGAGGGAGAAGCACUGCCCCCUCGACCACCUACGCCUCCCUUCCCAGAGGACCUGCUUCCCAUAGACAGCAAGGUGCCUCAGCAGCCCUUCCAGUUAAGGCACAGUGACCCAGAGAGUGACUUCUACAAGGGAAAAGGAGAGCCAGUAACGGAACUCAGCUGGCCCUCCUGCCGCCAGCUGCUCUACCAGUCCGUGGCCACGGUUCUGGCCCAUGUGGGCUUCGAGUCAGCCCAGGAGAGCGUGCUGGAGACCUUGACCGACCUGGUUCACGAGUACUACCUGCGCCUGAGCCGUCUGCUGCGGGUCGCUGUGGACCGCGAGGCCCGCCUGGGCUCCACGUCCUUCCCCGAUGUGGUGGAGCAGGUCUUCCACGAGGUGGGCAUCGGCAGCGUGCUGGCACUGCAACGGUUCUGGCAGGUCCGCAUCAAGGACUACCACAGCUAUAUGGUGCAGGUGAGCCGGGAGCUGUCCGAAGAGUACGACCGCCUGGUGAAUCCGGAAAGGGGUGCGGAUGACUCCAAGCCGCUGAAGAUCAAGGAGGAGCCGCUGAGCGACAUCGCCUUCCCCGUGAGCGAGGAGCCGGAGGCAGACCUCGCCUCCGGGGACCAGGCCCUGCCCAUCGGAGUCCUGGGGGCCCCCGGUGAACGUCUCGCAGGCGGGAUGGAGGCAGAGAGCUCACCGCAUGCCUCAGCUGCAGCAGCUGGGAACAACUCCCCCCUGUGGCACCUGACGCAGGUGAAGAUGGAGCCGCAGGACGGCGAGGAGGGCCAGGUGUCAGGACACGGGGUCCUGGGGGGCGAUGUUUUCGAGGAGGAGCCCAUGUCCACCAUGAGCGAGGCGGGAAUCCCUCCCUCGCCCUCGGGCGCAGCUUCAGAUGGCAGCUACGCCUCGCACUCGCCCGACUCACUCAUGGAAAAUUCGCCCGUGUUUAACCAGCGGCCACGGAAGCGCACAAGGAAGAUGUGAGGGGCCCCUUCAGCCGCGGGCGCUGACAGCCACGGCCCUUCUGUGGAAGACUAGCAAGAGCAGCGUCGCUCAAAGCCUCUUCUGCUGAUGGUUCUUUCAUCGCUUCACACUCAGUUUGCUGAUGGCUCCUCAAUCAUUGCUCAACAGAAUGAGAAUUUUUUUUAAAGAACUUUAUUUUCGAAUUUUGUACUUUCGAAAAUGCAAAAUAGUGUCCAGCCAAUUAAGAAUCAAGAAUCUCCUUCAUGUGUCCUUGUCCUUGGUAGCUUUUUCAUUACAACAUGUGCCGAGUUUAGCAGCCGCAAACAAGACUGAAAAAGCAAUGUUAACACUUGCUUAAUUUCUGCAGUACAGCUUCAGCACCAGUCUUAUGUUCUGAUCGAUUUAAGAAUUUCAAAUUAUUUCAGAAAAGGGCAAACAGACUUUUGAACUGAUAGAUGUGACAGAUGCACAGUGUAUUAAAUCAAGGUAAGCAGCCUCAUUAGAGAAUAUUUUUGUGUAGAUUUAUCCUGUUCAAUUUUACCUUUUAAUUAAAAAAAAGUAUCAAUAUCUUGAAGGGGAAAAAACAAGCAAAG
This is a messenger RNA of Scleropages formosus (Asian bonytongue), 1888 nucleotides long. RefSeq names its product SPT7 like, STAGA complex subunit gamma (gene supt7l). The transcript has 5 exons. NCBI's taxonomy places the organism in Eukaryota, Metazoa, Chordata, Actinopteri, Osteoglossiformes, Osteoglossidae. Gene Ontology annotation, molecular function: transcription coactivator activity; protein heterodimerization activity. The coding region runs from base 69 to 1316 and encodes 415 amino acids. Gene Ontology annotation, cellular component: SAGA complex. The record is from RefSeq and is a predicted model, not a curated record.